AAAAAGGAAAAUUUCUCCCACUUAUACCAAUCCUCGCUUAUUUUCUGUACGACUGCUCAGUCCGGGUGAAAUUCAAUCAGAAUGUCUUUCUCAAAAGCCAUCAUCAUCCUUUCGGCAUGCAUUGUCGUCUGUCUUUCAGGAACGGUCCCAAUCAACGAUGGAAAGUACAUCCUUGAGACGAGAGUUACCUUAGCCGGCGUUUUGUCGGUAAAAAUUACAGCCGAAACGACGGGUUGGGUCGGAUGGGGAAUAUCUCCAAAUGGCUCGAUGAUCUUUUCUGACUUGAUUAUUGGGGGGUACGACCUGUCCAAAGGGGCUUACAUAGGGGAUCGGUACGCAGUUCUACCAGGUCUCAGAUUUCCUGAAUUAGAUGCCCAGCAAGAUGCUACUCUCGUCUCUGCAUCUGAAAAUGGGACUCACACCGUGUUGGAGUUUACGAGGCUUGUAGAUACUGGUGACAGGGUCGGGGAUUACGUCGUGGAGAAUCGAAUGCAAUUUAUCGUCUGGGCCAUGGGUGCGACGGAUGAUAUUGUGUAUCACGGACCAGAUAGUCGUGGGGCUAUCGAGCUUAAUCUUAUGGACGGUUAAGUAAUUAGGAAUCAAAUGUAAAACUAAAUAGAAAGAAUAAAAAGGUCUCCGAAAUUA
This is a messenger RNA of Folsomia candida, 645 nucleotides long. RefSeq names its product DBH-like monooxygenase protein 2 homolog. Bases 82 to 588 code for a protein of 168 amino acids. Gene Ontology annotation, molecular function: copper ion binding; dopamine beta-monooxygenase activity. Gene Ontology annotation, cellular component: secretory granule membrane. The record is from RefSeq and is a predicted model, not a curated record. Lineage: Eukaryota; Metazoa; Arthropoda; Collembola; Entomobryomorpha; Isotomidae. The transcript has 2 exons. Gene Ontology annotation, biological process: dopamine catabolic process; norepinephrine biosynthetic process; octopamine biosynthetic process.